This is a messenger RNA of Talaromyces rugulosus, 1086 nucleotides long. RefSeq lists its product as uncharacterized. The transcript has a single exon. Gene Ontology annotation, molecular function: protein binding; transcription coactivator activity; chromatin binding. The record is from RefSeq and is a predicted model, not a curated record. Gene Ontology annotation, cellular component: SAGA-type complex; nucleus. Gene Ontology annotation, biological process: chromatin remodeling; regulation of transcription by RNA polymerase II. NCBI's taxonomy places the organism in Eukaryota, Fungi, Ascomycota, Eurotiomycetes, Eurotiales, Trichocomaceae. The coding region runs from base 1 to 1086 and encodes 361 amino acids.
AUGAAUCGCUUACCGUCAGUCUCCAGCCUCAUGUCUCCGCCAGAGACGAAGCCGCUGGAAAACUUCAAUUCUGCGUAUUCGCAGUAUCCCGCCUCGCACGAUCCCGUCAAAUUGCCACCCAUUUCAGACGAGCGAAAGCGAUCCUCCCAGGUUGACUUGCCCUCGCCACCCGUGACUCCCUACGCAGGCAACAAGAAGAGAAAGUCCAACCACGAACCACUCGACAGCGAAUCCGGCAAUCUUUCGUCUAGGGACCCCGUGCUCUUUCCUCGCGACUCGUUUGUCGAAGUUGCCAACGAUGAACCCCUCUUCGGUCCGGUCCCCGCUCUGAUCGACCAGCACAUCAACUCUCACAUGGCCCGCUUCCAGAACAAACUCAACAAGCCCACCCGAGAGGAAUAUGUCCUGGCCCUGUCGUGCGUCCCCAUCGUGUCGUCGCAAUUCAAUCGAAACCCUUUCGCCUACGCCAAGAGGGAGAAAGACUUUCUGGAUCGCCAGUGGGCAAUGAUUCGCCCAGAUGUUCGAUCGCCGAAUCUCAAACGCCUCGCUCCUGCUCCGUCCAAGAAGACCGCCAACGGCCAAUCUCGCGCCGCACGAGCCCCAAGGCCUAAGCGAACCCCGAAAUCCACCCCGACACAGCGCAUCCUAGACGAUUUCAACGGCAUGCCGUCGCCAAUGAAGGCGUCGAAGCCAUUGGGCACCAAUAGAGAUGACACCGAUUAUAAGUCGCUGAAGGACUACUCGCCGUCCGUCCACACCCUCGCAGGCAACACAAAGGGGCUGAAAGCAGACUGGAAGGGCCAGGGGCUCGAUCUUAGCAACGAUCCAGACCGACACGGCCUUGAUCCAGCAGAAAUCUCUCUGGCAUCCACUUUACGAUUGUCGUGUGCCACAUAUCUUUGCAGCAAGAGGCGCAUCUUCGAAGCACGUGUCAAGGCCCUCAGCAUCGGGAAGGAGUUUCGAAAGACCGACGCCCAGCAGGCUUGCAAAAUCGAUGUCAACAAAGCGAGCAAGCUGUGGACGGCUUAUGACCGCGUGGGUUGGUUCAAACCCGAGCAUUUCAAGCAGUUCCUGGGCGACUUUUGA